AUGAUGAAACAGCAGUCCGUCGCCACCGCGUCCGCCGCAGGGCCAUCGAGAGCCCAGCCAUCCGCUGCGGCCAACAAGCUCGGCGCCAAGAACAGCACGGGCAUCGGCGGCUUGCCUGGCGGCGUCGUUGGUCCAGAAGCAGCCGGCCUGGAUCCAUCCGGUCCCGAGCAUUUCUUCGUCACCCUCGCUGCCUAUGCCGAUGCGCUCGAUGCGCUGCCGCUCGACCUCACCCGCAGCUUCUCUGACCUGCGAGAGCUCGAUGCGGUGCUCGGCUCGCACCUCAACAGCCUGACAGCGCGUCUCAACCAUCUUACCGCGCUCAUCGAGGAUCCCGACAUCGACCAGGGCCAGCGUCUGCUUGCGCUCAAAGAAGUCGCCGAAGAGGCGCGCGCCUACAAAAUGGGCGGUGAGGACAAGAUCCGUGUCGCACUCAACACCGCCGAAACCAUCAUCAGCCAUACCGACUACAUCGAUGCGCUCGACAGCCAGCUCGACCGCUUCGCCGAAAUUUCGGCGCUGCUCAACCCCACCAAGCACCUCAAGCUCGAGCAGUACUAUGUGCCCGGCGCCCUCAAGGACCGCAAGCUCAUCUCGGCACUCGACAGCCACACGGGCGCAGCCGGCGGCGCGUCCGGCGCCGAUGCCAACGGCGCAUCCAGCUCCAAGAAGAAAAAGGUCGCUCAGAUCGCCGCAGCAAGCGCAGCGGGCGGCAAGAGCCACCGAGCCGGAGAUGCAACCGCGGUCUCUGGUUCCGCUGCAGGAACAGGCGCUUCUUCCAGCAGCAAGAAGCGCAAGGCCAUCUCGGGUGCGGCGGUCGGUGGCUCAGGCUCCAACUCCAGCUCCAAGGUAGCCAAGACGGCGGCCUCGGGCAAAGGCGACGACGACGUCAAGUCGGCCGCCAACGGCUCGAGCUCGCACAAGAAGAAGACCGAGGGAGGCUCAAACGCGGGCGCGUCGGGAUCCAAAUCUAGCCAGCUGGCCAACAGCAACACGCGUCUGCCGCGCGCCGCGCAUGCGCACAGCGGCUACACCGAGGACGACGAGGACGGCACGGGCGCGCGCAAGGACGGGUCGCGCCGGGCGGUGGGUGUGGAUGCGGACGAGUCUUCGGCGAAUCGCAGUCGCAACAGUCGUUCGGUUCGAGCGAGCGCGGCCGCACAGCGCAGCGACGACGAUGACGACGAUCUGGACGACGGCGAUGCGGACGAGGAGGAGGAGGCGCACGCGCGCUCCAACACCAAGAGCCGCAGCCGGGCCGGGCGCACUGGGGCGAGCAACUCGCGCGCGCGCGGUGGUGCUGCCGCUGCCAACUCGCCGCACACGGGCUCCACGUCGGCCAGCCGCGCCGAGAGCCCUUCGUCCACGGCGGGUGGCGCGGGCGACGACGCCGACGAGGCGCGCUACUGCUUCUGCAACAACGUGUCGUACGGCGACAUGAUCGGAUGCGACGACGACGACUGCGAACGCGAGUGGUUCCACCUCGGCUGCGUCGGCCUCACCAAGCCGCCCCAGGGCACCUGGUACUGCGAGGCCUGUCUGGAACGCAGGGCCAAUGCGCGCGCCGCCAAAUCCAAGAAGUCCAAGAGCUCCGGCGGCUCCAAGUCCAAGGUUCGCCGCUAG
Moesziomyces antarcticus is the source of this 1620-nucleotide messenger RNA. RefSeq lists its product as uncharacterized. Gene Ontology annotation, biological process: regulation of DNA-templated transcription. The coding region runs from base 1 to 1620 and encodes 539 amino acids. The record is from RefSeq and is a predicted model, not a curated record. The transcript has a single exon. Lineage: Eukaryota; Fungi; Basidiomycota; Ustilaginomycetes; Ustilaginales; Ustilaginaceae. Gene Ontology annotation, cellular component: nucleus.